AUGAACUCAAGUCCUUUUAUUGUAAAAGACUCAAAUAAGAAAAAUGCUCGGCAAAGUGCAAAUAUUAAUUUGAAAAUGGUCGGAAAAAACAAAAAUAACAAUCAAAUAACAGUCGAUACUCACGAGAGUCACUCAACCAACAAACAAGCACAACAACAAUCGAUUUUUGCUGGUUUUGAUCUACAGUUGGCAGAAGGUUUCAGAGGUGGAGCCAAUGGUGGUGGUUCAUGCGCAGCUUGUACAAUUAUUUUAAAUCUUGUAGAUCAAUAUUCAGUUAUUCAUGAGAAAUCAAUUGAACAUACCAUGGAUGAAAUUUGUUCAUAUUUACCAAAGGAAGCUGCUUCCAUUUGUACUUGGUUAGUAAAUACAUUUGGAGAUGAUGUUAUUGAGAAGUUUGCUCAAUAUCAACGUGCCGACGAUGUCUGUCACUCCAUGAGUUUCUGUACUCUCCCAACAUGCCGUUUAUUCAACAAUGUAACAGCCACCUUCACCGGUCCAUACUACAACAGACCAGAGGUUGCAGCAUUCAAUGCUAUUGACCCAUGGCAAUGGAUUAAGAACUUGAUUAACAAAUUCGGAAAUGGACAUUUACCAAUUGAAGAUUUGGAUGGUGAUAGAUAUUCACUUGAUAGUACUUUCAGAGGAUAUAGUUGGAGAGGAAAAGAUUGUGAUGACACUGCCAAACACAUCUAUCCAGGUGCUGAAAACGAUCCAAAUUUCCCAGAUAUCGAUUGGAACUGUAAUGGUAUCAUGGGUAGCAAUGCUUUAGAUAAAUCAUGGGAAGAAGUUUUGUGUGGAAACUCUGGAGCUAUGGGUACCAUUGUCGUUGGUGACAGUGCAGGUGCUCAUUUCUCAAUUCCACCACAAUGGUUGACCGCUGCAGACAUCAACUCUACCACCUACGUCGGAAUGAUGGCCACCUUGGAGAAUGAACUCGAUUGGCCAGAGCGUUCAAGUUACACCGGUUGGAAUACCAACUCCUCAGCUGGUCCAGUCGAUUCCAUCUAUUUGCGUUUGUUGGAGCGUAAUCGUUGCAAUCAUCGUGACUAUCAAAAUGCCGGUGUCAACGGUGCUCGUUCCGGUAAUGUUGCCAACGGAAACAUUCAAUCGAUUUCUCGUCACCAACAAACCGACAACCCAGUUCUUCUCUUCUUGGAGUUGAUUGGAAACGAUGUUUGUUCCGGUCACCACGACUUGGAUCACAUGACAACCACCGAGGAAUUCGAAGCCAACACCUUGAAGUCAUUGAACUAUUUGGACAGUGUUUUGCCAAUGGGUUCGCAUGUUGUUUUCGUUGGUUUGGCCGAUGGUCGUGUCCUCUGGGAUUCACUUUGGAACCGUACUCACCCAAUCGGUGCAACCUACGAACAGGUCUAUGACUUUUUGAAUUGUUUGGAACUCAGUCCAUGUUGGGGAUGGAUGAAUCCAAAUGAAACUAUUCGUGAUGCCACCAGUGCACGUGCCGCUGAACUCUCGGCAAUGUACAACGUAAUCAUUAGCAACUACACCUUUACUCAUUUCGAUAUGCAAUAUUACGAUUUCCCAUUCCCUGCAAUCAACGCUGAAUGGAUUGCACAAGGUGGACAAACAUGGCAAUUGAUUGAACCAGUCGAUGGUUUCCAUCCAAAUCAAAUGGCCAACUUCUUGAUCACCGGUGUUCUCUGGAAUCAAUUAAUGACUGACCACCCAGAUUGGCUAGGUCAAGUCAACCCAUACAAUCAAUUAAUUCAAUCACAAUUUGGUGAUCAAAAUGGAUAUACUUCUUAA
Messenger RNA from Heterostelium album PN500, 1767 nucleotides. Its product is annotated as acyloxyacyl hydrolase. NCBI's taxonomy places the organism in Eukaryota, Evosea, Eumycetozoa, Acytosteliales, Acytosteliaceae. Gene Ontology annotation, molecular function: calcium ion binding; acyloxyacyl hydrolase activity. The coding region runs from base 1 to 1767 and encodes 588 amino acids. The transcript is spliced from 4 exons. Gene Ontology annotation, biological process: lipopolysaccharide catabolic process; negative regulation of inflammatory response. The record is from RefSeq and is a predicted model, not a curated record.